GCGUCACUUGACAACACGGUUUGAAUCGGAGAAGCAGUCAGUGCUUAAUGGGAUUAUGAAUGCAAAUAUAUAUAUUUUUUAAAAAUAUUUCUGGAUAAAUUUAUAGAGCCAACUAGGUAGUUAGCUGAUGUUAGACAAGUUAGACGUUAAGCACAAAUGAGUCAACCGAGAAACGUCAGGAAGAGCGAAACAAACCAGAGAGGUCGAAUAAAAGAUGGAGGACAAAAAGGAAGAACACGGAGAAAGCAGCGAGAAAUGCGGGUUUUGGCUGAGAGGAACCUGGCGGUGGUGCCGGUCGGCGCAUGGGUCGAGACUGGAGAGGAGGAACAGGAACAUCCAGCGGUGCGCGCAUUGCUCACUGAGGAGCUGCUUGAAGAAACCCGCAGGUUGAAGGAGGAGAACCUGCGCCAGUUUCAGGAUGCGGUACGCAGACGGGUAUCUGAGCAAGCCCGAAUGCGUAAACAACAGCAGCUACAGAAGUCUUACAAAACAGCUGAAAGGGAGUAUCGAGUAACUCAAAAGAGCAGUGACUACGCCGAGCACCUCACACCUCGGAAGAGUCAAUUUCCCUCCUGGCCCCAAGGGGAGCUUGGUAUCUGCAACCAGAAUGCACGCUGGGUCAUGGCUCAAGAGCUCAAUGUGGCCAGCAGCGAUGAUGCCAACCAGUACAGACAUCAGCUUAGCAAAAUCAUGAAACAGGUGAGACACAGGCUGGCUGCAUGCCAAACCGUCCAAGAGAGCAAGGACUUAUCAGAGCUUCCAGGAGGAAUAUGGAAAGUUUCUUCAACUAGAGACAAGACUGUCAGGAGAAUAAUGGAAGAUGAUAACGAUGAGGAGGUGGAAAACGAAGAUGGGCUUACAGAGGAAGAAGAGGUUUCGUUGGCGGGGCAGCAUGAUUGGCCUGUUUGUUUGCAGAACAGCAAGACGGUGAUGUUUCAGAACAAUUUGGUGCAUGAAAGAGUUUCAAGAGAACCACAUCCCACAAGCUCGGACUACAGAUCUACUCGGGUGCUUUGGCCAAGAGAGGACGAAGAGGAGCAGAAGAGUCAGAGACGCUCUCACUUCCUGAUGUAUCGCCGCCUUUUCAUGGACCUCGAGCGAGAACAGGUGAAAGAGCACCAGAGACACAAGAAACAUCUGAGGAGAAUUGCCAGAAUUAAGGCAGAAAAGGAGCAGCAGAGGGAGGAAGAAGAGAGGAGGAUGGAGCGUACUCGGCAGCAGGAGGAGCACAGGAGGGAGCUGGCCGAGAGGGAGCACCUCAUUCUGGAGCGGCUCAGGCUAGAAGAAGAGGAACAGGAGGAGGAGAAGAGAAGAGCACGAGUGAAGAAAUCCAAAGAGAACACAAGGUACGUCGAAGCCUUGCGAGCUCAGAUAAAGGAGAAACUGGAGCAGGAGAAAGUUGAGCUUCCUCCACUCUGCUGCUGUGGCGAGAGUUUUUGGGAUUCGCACCCUGACACUUGUGCCAACAACUGUGUCUUCUACAACAAUCCUAAAAGUUAUGCCCAGGCUCUGCUCUCGGUCCUGUUGAGUUGUGAGCUGAACGAAGGCGACGCUGGACGCAGGAGCUUCACACGGAAAAUCGUGCGCACACUAGCCCACCACAGCUAAACUUUUUCUUUUAUUUCUUUUAACAGACAGUUUGCUGUUUACAAAUACCUCAACACUGAAGUCAUUUGGAAAGUUGAUUUUUUUAAAUCAAUUUUUUACAGUUAAUUUUUUCUAGUCUUGUUUGAAAGUUCAUGAGGAACCAAAUAAAAGUGAUGCAUGUCA
Molecule: messenger RNA, 1770 nt
Organism: Neoarius graeffei (lesser salmon catfish)
Lineage: Eukaryota; Metazoa; Chordata; Actinopteri; Siluriformes; Ariidae
Gene: ccdc15
Product: coiled-coil domain containing 15
Exons: 10
Coding region: 157-1608 (483 amino acids)
Cellular component (GO): centrosome
Source: RefSeq, a predicted model, not a curated record